AUGCCCUCUAGGAUACUUCGGGCGCCACCACCUCCACGCCGACCCAAAUAUGAUGAUGUUGACAUGAUCUUCACACCUGUUGCGAACGGAAGGAGGAUAAGCGGCGGCAUGCAGGCCAUUAUUGGCCUGGUGGAAGAGAUGCAGACCGUGGUCGAUGUCGUCGGACCUUCCUCCGAACCUGCCUCUGAGGUCGGCAGCGACGAGGAGAGCAGCGACGAAGAGGAAGACGGGGAAGCAGAACCCAUAGUCCACGUCGAGGUUCGGUUGCAGCCUGAUUCUAGAAUAAGACCCGAACUCAUCAUUGCCCAGGUCACGUACCUUCUACAGGCACAGUUGAAGUGGGUGUAUGCUGGCGAGGAGUUCACGUCGGAUCUGUGGGAGCAGAGUUCAGUGCUGCUGGAUAACGUGGAGCGGAUCUUCGUCUCCGAGACUGAACAACCUGGUCCACUGAAGGGCGAUGAGGUUGAAUACGAUGUUCACGUAUACAAGACCUCGAACGAGGGCAGCGUGAUCGAGGGUGGCUUGGAAGAGGAUGAGGACGAGGACUGUCCCACAGCUGCCACUGUCAUCACCUUGCCAUCCGCCGAGGUCGAGGGGUUAUGGGAGAACCUCAUCUAUGAAGGUGGCAUCAAGGAGCGAUUGUUGCGGUACAUGGACACGUCGCUCGUGUUUGCAGACUGUGAAAUUGACACCAACGUCAUCUCGUCUAACCGCCUUGCUCUCAUGUAUGGCCCAGCAGGUACCGGUAAGACAUCACUAUGCCGGGCACUUGCGCACAAGCUCGCUAUCCGCUACGCCAGCGACAAAUACCCCAACGGCGCCAAGCUCAUCGAGAUUAACUCUCACUCACUGUUCUCCAAGUGGUUCAGCGAGAGCGGCAAGCUUGUGCAGAAGGUGUUUGACCAAGUGCAGUUUUACCUGAGUGAUCCUGGGUGCCUAGUUGUGGUCAUGAUUGACGAGGUCGAGUCGAUCGCAACAUCUCGAGCUGCAGCCAUGAAGGGAACCGAACCGGGCGACGCAGUGCGGGUUGUCAAUGCCAUCCUCACCCAGCUCGAUCGCCUCAAGUCGCACCCGAAUGCGCUUGUGCUGGCAACUUCCAACUUAGUGGGAGGGAUUGACGCUGCGUUCGUCGACCGCGCGGACAUCAAGCAGUUCAUCGGCCCACCGCCGCCAGAGGCGAUCUACUGGAUCCUGUUGUCGACCUUCAAGGAGCUUAGCAAGAGGAAAUUUGGCAGUGAGCGACUCGCUCCGCACGGCGACAAGCUCCUGCCAUGGAAAGAGGCAGUGCCUGGUUUGCGAAUUGAGCACAAGACGCGCAGGGACGAGCGCAUCUGGUUAUCCUCUGUCGAGCUGCGCAAGCUCGCAUUGCGAUGUCACGAGAUCCAGGCAAGCGGCCGCUUCCUGCGACGGCUGCCCAAGCUCGCCCACGUCCGGUUGGGGCGCCGCGCCGCGCGCCUUGGACUGUGGAUGGAGGCGUUCGCGGCCGAGGUUGAGCACGAGGCGGAGAACCAGGGCUACAUUGCGCGAGGCGAUGGCAAACGCGCAAGGGAAGAGUAG
Molecule: messenger RNA, 1557 nt
Organism: Cutaneotrichosporon cavernicola
Lineage: Eukaryota; Fungi; Basidiomycota; Tremellomycetes; Trichosporonales; Trichosporonaceae
Exons: 11
Coding region: 1-1557 (518 amino acids)
Biological process (GO): meiotic recombination checkpoint signaling; reciprocal meiotic recombination
Cellular component (GO): nucleus; chromosome
Molecular function (GO): ATP binding; ATP hydrolysis activity
Source: RefSeq, a predicted model, not a curated record